AUGCCAUUCCUCCUUCCAAUUCCACCAGAUAGACAACAUCACUUUUUCACCAUUCCUUCCAAUUCCACCAGAUCCUCCUCACCAAUUCCUUCCACCCAAGAGGAGACAAACGUCACUUUCAAUCACCAUUCCUCCUUCCAAUUCCACCAGAUAGACAACAUCACUUUCAAUCACCAUUCUCCUUCCAUUCCACCAGAUAGCAAACAUCACUUUCAAUCACCAUUCCUCCUUCCAAUUCCACCAGGGAGAUACUUUCAACAUCAUUCCUAUAGACAACAUCACUUUCAAUCACCAUUCCUCCUUCCAAUUCCACCAGAUAGACAACAUCACUUUCAAUCACCAUUCUCCUUCCAAUUCCACCAGAUAGACAACAUCACUUUCAAUCACCAUUCCUCCUUCCAAUUCCACCAGAUAGACAACAUCACUUUCAAUCACCAUUCCUCCUUCCAAUUCCACCAGAUAGACAACAUCACAUUCAAUCACCAUUCCUCCUUCCAAUUCCACCAGAUAGACAACAUCACUUUCAAUCACCAUUCCUCCUUCCAAUUCCACCAGAUAGACAACAUCACUUUCAAUCACCAUUCCUCCUUCCAAUUCCACCAGAUAGCAAACGUCACUUUCAAUCACCAUUCCUCCUUCCAAUUCCACCAGAUAGAAAACAUCACUUUCAAUCACCAUUCCUCCUUCCAAUUCCACCAGAUAGACAACAUCACUUUCAAUCACCAUCUCCUUCCAAUUCCACCAGAUAGAGAACAUCACUUUCAAUCACCAUUUCCUCCUUCCAAUUUCCACCAGAUAGACAACAUCACUUUCAAUCACCAUUCCUCCUUCCACCAGAUAGACAACAUCACUUUCAAUCACCAUUCCUCCUUUCAAUUCCACAUUCCUCCUUCCAAGAUAGACAAUCACUUUCAAUCACCAUUCCUCCUUCCAAUUCCACCAGAUAGACAACAUCACUUUCAAUCACCAUUCCUCCUUCCAAUUCCACCAGAUAGCAAACAUAGACAACCAUCACUUUCAACACCAUUCCUCCUUCCAAUUCCCCAGAUAACAAACGUCACUUUCAAUCACCAUUCCUCCUUCCAAUUCCACCAGGUAGAAAACGUCACUUUCAAUCACCAUUCCUUCCAAUUCCACCAGAUAGCAAACGUCACUUUCAAUCACCAUUCCUCCUUCCAAUUCCACCAGAAUGAAGACAACAUCACUUUCAAUCACCAUUCCUCCUUCCAUUUCCAUAAAUUCAUCACUUUCAAUCACCAUUCCUCCUUCCAAUUCCACCAGAUAGACAACAUCACUUUCAAUCACCAUUCCUCCUUCCAAUUCCACCAGAUAGCAAACGUCACUUCAAUCACCACAACAUCACUCAAUCACCAUUCCUCCUUCCAAUUCCACCAGAUAGACAACAUCACUUUCAAUCACCAUUCCUCCUUCCAAUUCCACCAGAUAGCAAACGUCACUUUCAAUCACCAUUUCCUCCUUCCAAUUCCACCAGAUAGACAACAUCACUUUCAAUCACCAUUCCUCCUUCCAAUUCCACCAGAUAGACAACAUCUUUCAAUCACCAUUCCUCCUUCCAAUUCCACCAGAUACAAACGUCUUUUCAAUCACUAUUCCUUCCAAUUCCACCAGAUAGACAACAUCACUUUCAAUCACCAUUCCUCCUUCCAAUUCCACCAGAUAACAACAUCACUUUCAAUCAUUCCUCCUUCCAGGAAUGAACAACAUCACUUUCCACCAUUUUCCUCCUUCCACCAGAUAGACAACAUCACUUUUCAAUCACCAUUCCUCCUUCAAUUCCACCAGAUAGAUAUAGCAAACGUCACUUUCAAUCACCAUUCCUCCUUCCAAUUCCACCAGAUAGACAACAUCACUUUCAUUCACCAUUCCUCCUUCCAAUUCCACCAGAUAGACAACAUCACUUUCAUUCACCAUUCCUCCUUCCAAUUCCACCAGAUAGACAACAUCACUUUCAAUCACCAUUCCUCCUUCCAAUUCCACCAGAUAGACAACAUCACUUUCAAUCACCAUUCCUCCUUCCAAUUCCACCAGAUAGACAACAUCACUUUCAAUCACCAUUUCCUCCUUCCAAUUCCACCAGAUAGAUUCCUCCUUCAAUUCCACCAGAUAGACAACAUCUUUCAAUCACCAUUCCUCCUUCCAAUUCCACCAGAUAGCAAACGUCACUUUUCAAAAUCACCAUUCCUCCUUCCAAUUCCACCAGAUAGACAACAUCACUUUCAAUCACCAUUCCUCCUUCCAUUUCCACCAGAUAGACAACAUCACUUUCAAUCACCAUUCCUCCUUCUAAUUCAAUCAUCAUUCUCCUUCCAAUUCCUGAAUACAACAUCACUUUCAAUCACCAUUCCUUCCUUCCAAUUCCACCAGAUAGACAACAUCACUUUCAAUCACCAUUCCUCCUUCCAAUUCCACCAGAUAGACAACAUCACUUUCAAUCACCAUUCCUCCUUCCAAUUCCACCAGAUAGACAACAUCACUUUCAAUCACCAUUCCUCCUUCCAAUUCCACCAGAUAGACAAACAUCACUUUCAAUCACCAUUCCUCCUUCCAAUUCCACCAGAUAGACAACAUCACUUUCAAUCGUCACCAUUCCUCCUUCCAAUUCCACCAGAUAGACAACAUCACUUUCAAUCACCAUUCCUCCUUCCAAUUCCACCAGAUAGACAACAUCACUUUCAAUCACCAUUCCUCCUUCCAAUUCCACCAGAUAGACAACAUCACUUUCAAUCACCAUUCCUCCUUCCAAUUCCACCAGAUAGCAAACGUCACUUUCAAUCACCAUUCCUCCUUCCAAUUCCACCAGAUAGCAAACGUCACUUUCAAUCACCAUUCCUCCUUCCAAUUCCACCAGAUAGACAACAUCACUUUCAAUCACCAUUCCUCCUUCCAAUUCCACCAGAUAGACAACAUCACUUUCAAUCACCAUUCCUCCUUCCAAUUCCACCAGAUAGACAACAUCACUUUCAAUCACCAUUCCUCCUUCCAAUUCCACCAGAUAGAGAACAUCACUUUCAAUCACCAUUCCUCCUUCCAAUUCCACCAGAUAGACAACAUCACUUUCAAUCACCAUUCCUCCUUCCAAUUCCACCAGAUAGACAACAUCACUUUCAAUCACCAUUCCUCCUUCCAAUUCCACCAGAUAGCAAACAUCACUUUCAAUCACCAUUCCUCCUUCCAAUUCCACCAGAUAGACAACAUCACUUUCAAUCACCAUUCCUCCUUCUAAUUCCACCAGAUAGACAACAUCACUUUCAAUCACCAUUCCUCCUUCCAAUUCCACCAGAUAGACAACAUCACUUUCAAUCACCAUUUCCUUCUUCCCACCAGAUAGACAACAUCACUUUCAAUCACCAUUCCUCCUUCCAAUUCCACCAGAUAGACAACAUCACUUUCAAUCACCAUUUCCUCCUUCCAAUUCCACCAGAUAGAUACAAACAUCACUUUCAAUCACCAUUCCUCCUUCCAAUUCCACCAGAUAGACAACAUCACUUUCAAUCACCAUUCCUCCUUCCAAUUCCACCAGAUAGACAAACAUCACUUUCAAUCACCAUUCCUCCUUCCAAUUCCACCAGAUAG
Molecule: messenger RNA, 3594 nt
Organism: Acanthosepion pharaonis
Lineage: Eukaryota; Metazoa; Mollusca; Cephalopoda; Sepiida; Sepiidae
Source: the annotation of a GenBank genome assembly